Oncorhynchus nerka (sockeye salmon) is the source of this 2559-nucleotide messenger RNA. Its product is annotated as G-protein coupled receptor 37-like 1. The record is from RefSeq and is a predicted model, not a curated record. NCBI's taxonomy places the organism in Eukaryota, Metazoa, Chordata, Actinopteri, Salmoniformes, Salmonidae. The transcript has 2 exons. Gene Ontology annotation, molecular function: G protein-coupled peptide receptor activity. Gene Ontology annotation, biological process: adenylate cyclase-inhibiting G protein-coupled receptor signaling pathway; positive regulation of MAPK cascade. Gene Ontology annotation, cellular component: signaling receptor complex; plasma membrane. The coding region runs from base 2 to 2026 and encodes 674 amino acids.
CAUGAUUGAGCAGGCAACGGUACUUGUUAACAGAAUCACAGACCUGCCUAUGGGACUGCAGCCACAGGACGCAGAGAGAGACAAGUUCCCCAAGCUUCAGCAUCCCACCACAGAUUGGGCAACUUCUUCUUCUCUACUAAAUGAACUUCUGCUGAGGGGGUCUCAUUUUGACAUCGUCUCCUGCAGUGAUCAAAGCUGGGAAGUUCUGGAAUUUAAAAGAAAAGCUACUUUUCAGGCUACUGCUCUCAAGAUGAUUCCCUCUAUUUCACUGGUGGUACUAUUGACUGUGUGGGCUUCCGAUGCCAAAAAAUUUCCACAGACAAACAGUGCAUCUCUUGAAAAGGAUAUGUUAAAUCUCGACAUUCAAGUCAUUCAAAGCCAUGGUUAUGACAAUGAGGAUGUGAAAGGACUGGAAUGGGACAAGCACCACAAGAGAGCACCGCGGGGUGCAGACGACGAGGACACAGGCGCAGGUGAACCUCAGUCUACCUUCUCACGAUCUUAUGAGAACGAGUUCACCUCACCCAGAGCUACCCAGUUCUCUAGCUCAACCCUGGAAACUGGGGCCAACACAGCCUCAACCCUGGAAACUGGGGCCAACACAGACUCAACCCUGGAAACUGGGGCCAACACAGACUCAACCCUGGAAACUGGGGCCAACACAGCCUCAACCCUGGGACCUGGGGCCAACACAGACUCAACCCUGGACACUGGGGCCAACACAGACUCAACUCUGAACACUGGGGCCAACACAGACUCAACUCUGGACACUGGGGCCAACACAGACUCAUUCCUGGACACUGGGGUCAACACAGCCUCAACCCUGGACACUAGGGCCACUGGGGCCAACACAGACGUGGAUCAGGGCAACAGCAGCACUACAGGAAGGUGGAUCACCAACAUCCACAACCCUCUGUACCCAGUGACUGACAGUUCCUACACUGCCUACGCUGUCAUGUUCCUGUCCCUGGUGGUGUUCUCUGUGGGGAUUAUAGGGAACCUGGCUGUGAUGUGCAUCGUCUGGCACAACUACUACAUGAGGAGUACCUGGAACUACAUCCUGGCCAGCCUGGCUUUCUGGGACUUCCUGGUGCUCUGCUUCUGUUUACCUGUGGUGGUCUUCAAUGAGCUCACCAAUAAGAGGCUGCUGGGGGACAUCUCAUGCAGAGCGGUACCAUAUAUGGAGGUGACCUCCCUAGGGGUGACAUCCUUCAGCCUGUGUGCCCUGGGUAUUGACCGCUUCAACUCUACCACCUGCUCCCAGCCCAAAAUCCGUCGAGUGGAGAGCUGCCAGUCCGUCCUGGCCAAGCUGCUGGUCAUAUGGCUGGGCUCCAUGGUGCUGGCUGCACCAGAGCUGCUCCUGUGGCAGCUCAGCCAGGCCGUGUCUCCAGCCACAGAGGCUGUGGUGGACUCCUGCACCAUGAACCCCACCUCCAACCUCCCCGAGUCCAUCUACACCCUGGUCAUCAACUACCACGAGUGCCGCAUGUGGUGGUACUUUGGUUGCUACUUCUGCCUGCCCGUGGUCUUCACCCUGCUGUGCCAGCUGGCCACCUGCCACGUGUCCCAUGACGGUAUCCCCCGGCGCCUAGAGGAAGGCUCCCCCUCCAAGAAGCAGAAGAUACAGCACAGUCAACAGGUGGAGCGCCAGCUCAACUGCACCGUGAUGGCUCUGGCCGUGGUCUACGGCGUCUGCGCCCUGCCGGAGAACAUGUGCAACAUCGUCCUGGCCUACACCGCCAUGCCCAUCUCUGACGACACCGCCACCCUGCUGGCCCUCAUCAACCAGUUCUCCCUGUUCUUCAAGUCGUCGGUGACGCCGGUGCUGCUGCUGUGCCUCUGUAAGUCUCUGAGCCAGGCCUUCAUGGACUGUUGCUGCUGCUGCUGUGAGGAGUGCCAACCCAGUGGCUCCCAUUCUCCUGGCACCGAGGCCAAACUCAAGAGCACCAACGAGAUGUCCUCCUCCAUCUUCUUUGACAAAGCCAAGGACAGCUCCACCAUCCUGUCGAUCAGCGGGUCCAGCUGAACUGACCUCUCCUGCUUUCUUUCCUUUCCAUCGCCUAAACUGGUUAGAUGUGGUAACAAAGCAACUCACCUUUCAGCAGUGGACAUUCCAACCUCAACCAUAGACACACCUUUUGUUUCCCAGUGCCAGCGUCACCUUCUCUGUAGCCUUAAUGUAUGUAAUGUCUCUCCUUUUGAUGUUCUCUCCAAAUAGAUACAACGCCCCAUCCAGUUUUAAGGUGGUUCAUUUGACAGGAAGUUCAGACAUUGACUAAGUGCAGACUAGGGGGGCUGGAGAGAAGAAGGAGAAGAGCUCCAUUUAAUAUCCUUGUAGAAGUGUCACCCCAAUGUGUGUAUUUUAAGGAUUAUUAGGUCAAAAAUAAACAGAGUAUUAUGUUAGAUUACUAUACUAGGGUUGACUAACAGCCCCAGAGUGUCCCGGCACUGAGAUCAUUAUUUCUUGAUGUCACAACUAUUAACAUAUCUGUAAUAUGAUGUGUGUUGGCUCUUUAGUCGACACAGAUACGUUUGCCUUGUCAUUUUAUUCAUGCCCCC